AUGCCUUCAAGAAGACAAAAUCGAAACCGAGUAGAGGAGGAGGAAGAACAGAGAGAUCCUACACCGCCACCUCCACCUCCUCCACAGCAAGAGAUGAGAGUAGAAGAGCUCUUCCUCCGACAAAACCCACCUACUUUCAGCGGAGCCGGAGACCCCGCUGAAAUGGAAGAAUGGAUCAGAAGUAUGGAAAGGAUCUUUAGGUUCCUUAGAUGCAAUGAUGCUGAGCGCCUUAUGUGCAUGACCUACCAGCUGAAGGGGUCUGCAGAUUUUUGGUGGGAGGCCAAACAGAAGACUUUGACCCCAGAACAAAUAGAUGAACUUACGUGGAAGCAAUUCAAAACAGCUCUCUGCGAGAAAUAUAUACCACGUAGCUAUCGCAGAAAGAAAGAAAUGGAGUUCGCGAGUUUGAAGCAAGGAAAUAAAACGGUAGCUGAAUAUGACCGUUUGUUCUGCGACUUGGCUCGAUAUGCACCAUAUCGAGUAGACACUGAUGAGAAAAUGUCGGAGUUGUUUUGUUCCGGUUUAAAGCAUGAGAUUCGAGUUGUCUUAGCAAGUCAGAGCACACUUACGUAUGCUGAGGCACUGAACAGGGCACCAGAUAUGGAACUGGCAAUGCAGCCAGAGAAGACGAGUCAACCUUCUGUACCCCAAGUGAACCCGAAUGCUCAAUCGGGGAGUCAAUCCUUCUUUGGACAAGGACAGAAGGGUAAAAGGAAGUGGGACGAGAGAAACCAAGGUCCCGAGAAGCCGUGGCAAGGAAAAUGGAAGAAGACGCCAAUUAUCUCGGCUUUGCAAGCCAAGAAGCUUUUACAAAGGAAGGAUACGACCGCGUAUGUCAUAUAUUUGAACCAGAAGGAGGAAUCCAAAGUGGAUAUUGAUGAUGUGCCAAUUGUGCGAGAGUACAAAGACGUUUUCCCUAAAACUUUGCCAGGUUUACCACCUGAUCGACAGCUCGAGUUUACGAUAGACCUCGAACCUGGAGUCGCACCGAUGUCGAAAGCGCCAUAUAGGAUGGCCCCUGCAGAGUUGCAAGAAUUAAAGCUACAACUCCAAGAACUUCUAGACUUGGGAAAAGCCAAUGUCGUGGCUGACGUGUUGAGCAGGAAGAAUCAAGUGGAGUUAGGAUUUCUCCUUACUCAAGAGAAGAGCUUGAUCAGAGAAUUCGAAAAGAUGAAAUUGGAGGUAGUAAUACCACCCCAGACGGCAGAGAGCAUGAUUGCUACGCUAAGCAAUACCCCCGACCUACGAUCGAGGAUAGUCACAGCGCAGAGGGAGGAUGAAAAGUUUGAGAAGCUACGAUCAAAGAUCCGAAUUGAGAAGAUGGAGGGAUAUCAUGAAGCGGCCGACAACGCCAUCAUGUUUGAAGGACGAUUGUGUGUGCCUAAUGUAGAAGAGUUAAAGAAUGAAAUCAUGAGCGAGGCUCAUGACACACCCUACGUUGCACACCCAGGAAGUACAAGAAUGUACCAAGACUUGAAAACAAAGUUUUGGUGGGAGGGCAUGAAGCGAGAGAUUGCAUCCUUUGUUGAGAAAUGUUUAGCAUGUCAACAGAGAGAGAGCAACACUAAAGGAUUUUACUUAGAUCCUUUAAGAUCACACCACCGCCCACGCCACCCUAUGCGCCACCUGCUAACGCCACAUGUAAGGAAAAGAGGGAAAAAAAGGGGAGAAAAGAAAGUGGAUAAGCUACAGCAGCAGCAGCUCUUCCCAUUGGCCGGGCAGCCGAAGAGCCGCACGCCAAGACUGCAGCAGCAGCUCCUCCCAUUGGUCGGGCAGCCGAAAGGCCUCACGCAAGCUGCAGCGAGCAGCAGCUCUCCUCCCAUUGGCCGGGCAACCGAAAAGCCGCACGUCAAGACUGCAGCAGCAGCUUCUCCCAUUGGCCGGGAAAUCGAAAGGCCUCACGCCACCUCACCUGCUGCACCCUAUCUCAGCCUAUGCUCUCCCUUCGGCACUCAAGUGCACACAGUCGAGCUCUUCCUAUAA
Salvia miltiorrhiza (redroot sage) is the source of this 1983-nucleotide messenger RNA. RefSeq lists its product as uncharacterized. The coding region runs from base 1 to 1983 and encodes 660 amino acids. The transcript has 4 exons. The record is from RefSeq and is a predicted model, not a curated record. NCBI's taxonomy places the organism in Eukaryota, Viridiplantae, Streptophyta, Magnoliopsida, Lamiales, Lamiaceae.